UUUUCAUAAACUCAUAACUGAUAAACUAAGCAAGCGGGCAUCAAAAAUUCACUCGUGUCUUACAAGAUUGAUUUGUUACCGUUUUAAAGUUCCAAUUAAACAAAGAAAUUAUAAAAACCUUAACUUAAAUAUAGUAAACAGUUUUACGUAAACAUGGCUUUAGCUUUACAGAGACGCGCUAAUGUCCGAUUGCCACCUGAAGUAAAUAGGAUACUUUAUGUGCGAAAUUUACCAUACAAGAUAUCAGCUGAAGAAAUGUAUGAUAUAUUUGGAAAAUAUGGAGCAAUUCGACAAAUUCGAGUUGGAAACACACCAGAAACAAGAGGAACAGCGUUUGUUGUGUAUGAGGAUAUAUUUGAUGCAAAAAAUGCUUGUGAUCAUUUGUCUGGAUUUAAUGUAUGCAACAGGUAUUUAGUUGUAUUAUACUACAGAUCAAACAAGGCCUUCAAGGGAAUGGAUAUAGAGAAGAAGCAAGAAGAGAUAGACACAUUGAAAAAGAAAUAUGGUAUAUCAAGUGAAGAUCUACGUAAAUAAUAUAUUUAAGAUAUAUAUUUCUUGUUUUCAUUAGUUCUGGAGGUGGCCAAUUAGGCUACAGAAAGGGAUUUUAUGCAAAUAGUAUUGAAGUAAACUUUGCUGUAGGAGCAGUAAGCACUUCUAUGUUCAGACCUAUUUGUCUUACCAUGCCAGAUGGCAAGUCGAUAAAACUAAUUUAAACAUUCAACCAGAGCUUAUAGUAAUUUAUUAUAAAAAGAAAUUAAAAUUAAAUGGAAACUAUACCCAUCUAUGUCAAAUUUAAGACUAUGUGUAAUUUUAGGAAAGUUAAAUUAAAAUAUUCAAAUGGAAUGACAAUUGAUAAUCAAUAAAAAACCUCCAUGUAACUUUGGCAUUGCAGGACUCUUAUUCCCUCUAUACUUUGUUGUGAUCCUCAUGUCAUACAUACAAGUGUUCUACUUUCUCACACUGGUGAUGUUUGUUUCUUAUUAUGUAUUAGCAGUUUCUCAAAUGAUAUUGUAUAGAAGGCACUGCAUACUAAAAACCUAAAUAAAAUUAUACCAUGUUCAAUUUGCUACAACGGUGUUGUAUGUUUUGUAUUUGCUUUUGCCAUGUGUUUUCUGAAUUAGCAUUUAAUUGAUUGCAUCAUUAUUGCAGGAAAUGUCUUCUGGUAUUGUAAAAUUAAUCCAAAUAUUUUAAAUUUUGUAAAAUAUUUCUUAAGCUAAUAAAUAAUUUGUAAUUUGAUAA
Molecule: messenger RNA, 1239 nt
Organism: Papilio xuthus (Asian swallowtail)
Lineage: Eukaryota; Metazoa; Arthropoda; Insecta; Lepidoptera; Papilionidae
Source: RefSeq, a predicted model, not a curated record